Piliocolobus tephrosceles (Ugandan red Colobus) is the source of this 1578-nucleotide messenger RNA. RefSeq names its product SH3 and multiple ankyrin repeat domains 3 (gene SHANK3). Gene Ontology annotation, cellular component: dendritic spine; postsynaptic density; postsynaptic membrane. The transcript is spliced from 11 exons. NCBI's taxonomy places the organism in Eukaryota, Metazoa, Chordata, Mammalia, Primates, Cercopithecidae. Gene Ontology annotation, molecular function: ionotropic glutamate receptor binding; synaptic receptor adaptor activity. The record is from RefSeq and is a predicted model, not a curated record. Bases 1 to 1578 code for a protein of 525 amino acids.
AUGGCAGAUCUGGCCAUGAUGGGAGGAGAGGCAGCCAUCAUUGCACAGGUCCAAGAGCUCAAGGAACACAAGCAUGAGCGGGACGGGGUUUGUGCAUGGACUCCCUUGCUCAGCCGGGGUGGGGCCAUUUUCUCUACCUUUUCUUUAUCUGAGCAGUUUCGAUACAAGCGGCGAGUUUAUGCCCAGAACCUCAUUGAUGAUAAGCAGUUUGCAAAGCUUCACACAAAGGCGAACCUGAAGAAGUUCAUGGACUAUGUCCAGCUGCAUAGCACGGACAAGGUGGCCCGCCUGCUGGACAAGGGGCUGGACCCCAACUUCCAUGACCCUGACUCAGGAGAGUGCCCCCUGAGCCUCGCAGCCCAGCUGGACAAUGCCACGGACCUGCUGAAGGUGCUGAAGAAUGGCGGUGCCCACCUGGACUUCCGCACUCGCGAUGGGCUCACUGCCGUGCACUGUGCCACGCGCCAGCGGAACGCGGCAGCACUGACGACCCUGCUGGACCUGGGGGCUUCACCUGACUACAAGGACAGCCGCGGCUUGACACCCCUCUACCACAGCGCCCUGGGGGGUGGGGAUGCCCUCUGCUGUGAGCUGCUUCUCCACGACCACGCUCAGCUGGGGACCACCGACGAGAAUGGCUGGCAGGAGAUCCACCAGGCCUGCCGCUUUGGGCACGUACAGCACCUGGAGCACCUGCUGUUCUACGGGGCCAACAUGGGGGCCCAGAAUGCUUCGGGGAACACGGCCCUGCACAUCUGUGCCCUCUACAACCAGGAGAGCUGUGCUCGUGUCUUGCUCUUCCGUGGAGCCAACAGGGAUGUCCGCAACUACAACAGCCAGACAGCCUUCCAGGUGGCCAUCAUCGCAGGGAACUUUGAGCUUGCAGAGGUCAUCAAGACCCACAAAGACUCGGAUGUUGUACCAUUCAGGGAAACCCCCAGCUAUGCAAAGCGGCGGCGACUGGCUGGCCCCAGUGGCUUGGCAUCCCCUCGGCCUCUGCAGCGCUCGGCCAGCGAUAUCAACCUGAAGGGGGAGGCACAGCCAGCAGCUUCUCCUGGACCCUCGCUGAGAAGCCUCCCCCACCAGCUGCUACUCCAGCGACUGCAAGAGGAGAAAGAUCGUGACCGGGAUGCCGACCAGGAGAGCAACAUCAGUGGCCCCUUAGCAGGCAGGGGCAGCCAGAGCAAGAUCAGCUCUCGGGAGGGGCUGAGGAAGUUCGGUGCCCCUAGGAGGGUGGUCACCUCUCCGGGAGGCGAGGCUGGGCCCUGCGCUGCGCGGGUCUCAGGCGGCGGCGGCUCCGCAGCGCCCUCUGUCGGCUGUGCCGGAGCCGUGCCUCGACCCCCAGCAGCCGCCCCAGUAUCACACGGGGCUGCCCUGACCACCGUCCUGCGUCCGCAUCCGAACUCCCCCUGCCAGGGGUCGGCGGCGAGGGGAGGGCCGGAGGGAGGGCGCGAGGGCCGCCACCGCCGCCCGCAGAGGGAGGAGCCCGGCCACGGAGGAGGCGGGGCGCGGGGCGGCCGCGGCAUGGAGCGAGCCUGGCGCGCCCAGGAGCGCAGCCCCGCGGCCCCGGAGCCCUGA